AUGUUUACAAAAUGGACUUCAAUUCUUCUACUCAUCCAGCUGAAUUGUUACUUUAGCUGUGGGUCCUGUGGGAAAGUGCUGGUGUGGCCAAUGGACUACAGUCAUUGGAUGAAUUUAAAAACUAUAUUAGAUGAACUUGUUCAGAGGGGUCAUGAAGUGACUGUGCUAACAUCUUCAGCUUCCGUUAUCGUGGAUCCUAACAAAAUAACUACUAUUAAGUUUGAAAUUUAUCCAACAUCCUUUACUAAAGAUGAAUUAGAUAUCAUUUUUAUGAAAUGGCUCGAAAAAUGGACAUAUGAAUUACCAAGAAGUACAUUGUGGGCAUAUGAUUCAAAGAUGCAGAAAACCUAUCAUGAAUUUUCUGAUACUGUUCAAAAGCUCUGUGAGGAUGCAGUUUUGAACAAGAAACUUAUGAAAAAACUGAAAGAAUCAAAAUUUGACCUUAUUCUUGGAGAUGCCAUUUCUCCUUGUACUGAGUUGUUGGCUGAGCUAUUUAACCUGCCUUUCAUCUACAGUCUUCUAUUUACUACUGGCAAUAGAUAUGAAACAUUCUGUGGAGGACUUCCACAUCCACCUUCCUAUGUUCCAGUCCUCCUAUCAGAACUUAGUGACAAAAUGACUUUCAUGGAAAGGGUUACAAAUAUGUUGUAUUUCCUCUAUUUUGACUUUGUGUUUGAGACUUUCAACAAGAAGAAGUGGGAUCAGUUUUACAGUGAAGUAUUAGGAAAACCUACUACACUGUGUGAGUUGAUGGGGAAAGCUGAUGUGUGGCUGAUGCGAAGAUACUGGGAUUUUGACUUUCCUCGCCCUUAUUUACCUACUUUUCAAUUUGUUGGUGGACUCCACUGCAAGCCUGCCAAACCAUUGCCUGAGGAAAUGGAAGAGUUUGUUCAGAGCUCUGGAGAAGAUGGCAUUGUUGUUUUCACUCUGGGAUCAAUGGUCAAAAGCCUUCCAGAAGAAAAGACUAACAUGAUUGCCUCAGCCAUUGCUAAGAUUCCACAGAAGGUAUGA
Elephantulus edwardii (Cape elephant shrew) is the source of this 1011-nucleotide messenger RNA. RefSeq names its product UDP glucuronosyltransferase 2 family, polypeptide B17 (gene UGT2B17). Lineage: Eukaryota; Metazoa; Chordata; Mammalia; Macroscelidea; Macroscelididae. The record is from RefSeq and is a predicted model, not a curated record. The transcript has 3 exons. Gene Ontology annotation, molecular function: UDP-glycosyltransferase activity. The coding region runs from base 1 to 1011 and encodes 336 amino acids.